Messenger RNA from Impatiens glandulifera, 531 nucleotides. Its product is annotated as NEDD8-conjugating enzyme Ubc12-like. Gene Ontology annotation, cellular component: nucleus. The record is from RefSeq and is a predicted model, not a curated record. NCBI's taxonomy places the organism in Eukaryota, Viridiplantae, Streptophyta, Magnoliopsida, Ericales, Balsaminaceae. Gene Ontology annotation, biological process: protein neddylation. Bases 1 to 531 code for a protein of 176 amino acids. The transcript has 5 exons. Gene Ontology annotation, molecular function: NEDD8 transferase activity.
AUGAUCAAACUAUUCAAAGUUAGAGAAAAGCAGAAUGAACUUGCUGAAAAUGCCAAUGAUGGCAAGCUUCCUGUUAAGAAGCUAAGUUCUGGAGAGUUGCGUCUUCAAAAAGUUCCAUCAUUUGUUAAUGGUGUAGAUAUAAACGAUCUUAACCUGCCAAGUGUAUGUACCAUAAAGUUCCCAAAUGGAAAGGACGACCUGAAGAACUUCCAGAUUUUCAUUCAUCCCGACGAAGGCUACUACAUAGGAGGCAACUUUCUCUUCUCUUUCCGAGUUUCGCAUAUUUAUCCUCACGAAGCACCAAAAGUGAAGUGUGAAAACGUUGUUUACCAUCCAAAUAUUGAUUUGGAAGGUAAUGUGUGCCUGAAUGUUCUUCGAGAAGACUGGAAACCUGAUCCGAACCAUGAGAAUCCUCUGAAUGUUGAAGCGGGUGAAGUGUUGAGAUAUAGUCCAAAAUUGUUUGCAAUAAACGCGAGAAGGGCAAUGAAUGGUCAGUGUGUUGGUUCAAACUUCUACUCUCGUGUCAUUUAG